AUGAAUUCUGCCUUUGGCUCGAAGCGGAAAGCUCGCAAAAUUCAAGUGGACGAAGAUGAUGAGGAUGGCGCAAAGAAUGUCCAAGUCGUGGAGCCUGUGAACACUCGUAAGUACUCAGAAGCUAUGGCAGCUACGAGCCCUGCUGAUUUGGAGAAGCCAGCUGACCCCAUAACUUUAGCUAGUACAGGAGGGCUAAGCUCGUCGGUCCCAGGCCGAAAGACAUUCAAGAAAAGCUCUUUACGACAGAGUGUUGCGUUUGACGAUCAGUCGCAGGAUGGAGACGAGAAUGAUGGACUGCAGGUUGUGAACAAGUCUACUAUAGGCCGAUCAAAUUCGUUGAUGAAAAAGAAGAAGCCAGGUGCUUCGAGACUCUCGUUUGGACCAGGUGAAAUCAUAUCUGGAGAUGCAGCAGAAGCAUUGGAGGACGACGAAGAGUUCACCCUCAAGAAAGCGGCGAUGGGACGACGGGUGAUUGAAGGAAAUGCUCUGAAGAGGACUUUGCCCUAUCAAGGGCUGCCAAUGCGCUCGAACGAGGAUGACGAAGAACGACCGACUUACAGCAAGGAUUAUUUGAAUGAACUCAAGAGCUCGACGCCAACUACCCCCAAAGAUCUGACCGCUUCCCACACUACGGCUGAAGACGAGCAUGGCUUGGAUGCUUCGGAAUUGGAAGGUGCUAUGGUUGUAGAUCUGGAUGAAAAUAUGGGUAUCGACAACGCGCCAGCUUCCAUACCCAGCGAGGCCGAGAUCAGAGAGAAGAAGGAACGCCGAGCCCGUCUUGCUCAUGAGCAGGACUUUAUUUCUUUCAACGAUGACAGUGGUCGCGAUAGGCAACAGGUAUCUCUCUUGCCUCAGAAGAAGAAACAGGAAAGUAGAUUAGUGAGAGAAGAUGAGGAUCUGGGGGAAGGUUUCGACGAGUUUGUCGAUGACGGACGAAUCUCACUGGGCAAGAAACAGGAGCGAGAAGCGAAGAAACGCCAAAGAAAGGAAAUGGCCGAUAUGAUUCACCAGGCGGAGGGGAGUUCAGAUGAUGAUUCAGAUGAUUCGGAAGCUGAGAGACGAGCCGCUUACGAGACUGCUCAGACACGCGCUGGUAUGGAUUGCCUUCAUAAGCAUGAUGGAUCGGUGGAAGUCAGUGCGACGCAAAUGCCAACGAAGAUCACGCCUUUACCGGCUUUGUCCGAGUGUCUUGAGAGACUGCAGUCGACACUCAGUUCAAUGGAGCAAGAGUUAGCGAAGAGGCAAAAACAGAUGGAGACGUCCAGGCAAGAGAAGAACGAGAUUGCCGCGAGGGAAAUUGAGGUCCAGGACUUAUUGAAGCAAGCUGGGGCACGAUACGCUGCAUUGAAAGCCGAUACCAACGGCGCUGUGGCCGAUCCUCAAAGCAUAGGUGGCACCCGGAAUGACUUCGCCAUUCCCAUGAUUGUCGAUAGAGGGCUAGAAAGUUUUGGGAAUACGCCUACAAUAAGUCCAGCGGUGGAGGACAUAGAUUAG
This is a messenger RNA of Cadophora gregata, 1494 nucleotides long. RefSeq lists its product as uncharacterized. The transcript has a single exon. Gene Ontology annotation, biological process: spliceosomal complex disassembly; mRNA splicing, via spliceosome. Gene Ontology annotation, cellular component: nucleus; U2-type post-mRNA release spliceosomal complex. Bases 1 to 1494 code for a protein of 497 amino acids. The record is from RefSeq and is a predicted model, not a curated record. Gene Ontology annotation, molecular function: DNA binding. NCBI's taxonomy places the organism in Eukaryota, Fungi, Ascomycota, Leotiomycetes, Helotiales, Ploettnerulaceae.